Ceratina calcarata is the source of this 2546-nucleotide messenger RNA. RefSeq names its product Protein O-mannosyl-transferase 2 (gene twisted). The transcript is spliced from 14 exons. Bases 282 to 2438 code for a protein of 718 amino acids. NCBI's taxonomy places the organism in Eukaryota, Metazoa, Arthropoda, Insecta, Hymenoptera, Apidae. Gene Ontology annotation, biological process: protein O-linked glycosylation via mannose. Gene Ontology annotation, cellular component: membrane; endoplasmic reticulum. The record is from RefSeq and is a predicted model, not a curated record. Gene Ontology annotation, molecular function: dolichyl-phosphate-mannose-protein mannosyltransferase activity.
ACUUGUAUUAUAAUUUCGAAUUUCCCACGAAUACAUACUGAAUUAGUGAAUACUAAAGUCACUAACACAUACAGCUAUCUGAAUUCCAGAUCCACUUGCCACAUGCACUAGGCAGACACUGUAUUACUGUAUACAUGCAUACGUGUCUGAAAAAGUAGCGGUACUUUAAUUUACCUUAGGCGGUGUUCGAAGAUAGGAAGUUUACAAUACAGUUUUCUUGACACCCUGACAUUUAAUUUAAUGUCACUGAAGAACUAUAAUUAUAAGAAAGUAAUAUAAAUAUGGGUGAUCAUUCAGAAGGUACACAGAAAUCGAAAAAUGCACGUUCACAUAGUAAAUUUGCGACAAUUAAAGAAGAAAAAGACACGAAUGAUUCGAAUUGGUGGUUGCUGUUUGGAAUUAUCGUAAUACUCACAGCAGGCACAAGGUUUUAUAAAGUUGCAGAACCGCAACAUGUUUGUUGGGACGAAACACAUUUUGGAAAGAUGGGAAGCUGGUACAUAAAUAGAACAUUUUUCUUUGAUGUUCAUCCACCUCUUGGGAAGAUGUUAAUUGCAUUGUCUGGCUACUUGACUGGAUACAAUGGAACAUUUUCUUUUGAGAAACCAGGACACAAGUUCGACGAUGUAAAAUAUGUCGGUAUGAGAGUUUUUUGUACGUUUCUAGGUGCAACUAUAGUUCCACUGGCAUAUCUCAUUGUAUGGGACUUGACAAAAUCUGUUCAGGCUGCAGCAUUUUCUGCCUUCUUCAUUCUCUUUGACGUGGGAUUAUUGACGUUAAAUCAGUACAUUUUACUAGAUCCUAUAUUAUUAUGUUUUAUGAUGUGUGCGAUGUGGGGCAUGGCUCGUAUGGGAGCUCUUCAUAACGAGCCUUUCACAUUGAAAUGGUGGGGAUGGUUGUCGUUUACAGGAGUUUCACUUGCUUGUACGAUCAGUGUAAAAUUUGUUGGCUUGUUCGUUGUUUUAUUAAUUGGACUUUACACUGCUUUCGAAUUAUGGAGAGAGUUAGGAGACUUGACGAAGCCUAUUACGCACGUUGGAAAACACUUGUUAGCACGAUGUAUUUGUCUAAUCUUGUUACCAAUAUCGUUGUACAUGCUAUUCUUUUACAUUCAUCUCGCUAUCCUGAACAAAAGUGGCAGCGGUGAUGGAUUUUAUAGUUCCGAGUUUCAAUCGCUACUAGAAGGAAAUUCUUUGCACAACGCGACGAUGCCCCGUGAGUUAGCUUACGGAGCUGCGAUCACGUUGAAGAAUCAUAGAACCGGUGGAGGAUAUCUUCAUUCUCACUGGCACCUUUAUCCGCAAGGCGUUGGAGCAAGGCAGCAGCAAAUCACCACUUAUUCGCAUAAAGACGACAAUAAUUUAUGGCUGGUAAAAAAGUUUGAUACGAACGAGAUACCAUCGGAACCAGUAUUAGUCAAACACGGCGACCUGAUACGCCUGGAACAUGUUAUUACGCGUCGCAAUUUACAUUCGCACAAAGAGAUCGCGCCCGUUUCAAAAAAGCAUUAUCAAGUUACAGGAUACGGGGAAAAUGGUACCGGCGACGCGAACGAUGUAUGGAAGGUUUUAAUAGCAAACGGGAGAGACGGCGACGUGGUCGAAACGGUGACGAGUAAAUUGAAACUCGUACACUACUUACACCACUGCGUUUUAACAUGCAGUGGUAAAACAUUGCCAAAAUGGGCGUACAAUCAACAAGAAGUUUCUUGUAAUCCAAACAUGAGAGACAAGAACGCGGUAUGGAACAUCGAAGAUAACAACUAUGCAAAAUUACCAAACGUUAGCUUCCAAGUGUACGCGCCUGGAUUUUUAAACAGAUUUCUGGAAUCGCACGCAGUUAUGCUGCAAGGGAAUUCGGAUUUGAAACUUAAAGAAGGAGAAGUGUCGUCGCAACCUUGGCAAUGGCCUAUCAAUUACAGGGGUCAAUUCUUUUCUGGUAGCAAUCCCAGGAUAUAUUUACUUGGCAAUCCGAUUAUAUGGUGGGGCAAUAUCGCUUUUCUGAUACUCUUUAUUAUAUUGUAUAUUCACGCUUGCGUAAGACAGCAGCGUGGUUGCGUAGAAAGUCCUAAAGUUCUUGAACAGAGGAAUAAAAUACUGAACGCUGGGAAGUGGCUUUUCCUCGGUUGGCUGUUACAUUACGCGCCAUUCUGGGCGAUGACGAGAGUAUUGUAUUUCCAUCAUUAUUUCCCGGCUCUAUUGUACAGUUCAAUGUUAACUGGGAUAACUUUGAAUUAUAUCACCGAGAGCUUACUUAUUCUCUUGCCAAAUAAAAUUGGGAAUGUCGUCUACCAUACGAUAGUAGGUCUCGUUAUUUCUACUAUCACGUAUAGCUUCUAUCUGUUUUCUCCAUUGGCUUAUGGUAUGGUUGGCCCGUUUUCCUCAGACCCUGAGAGUCCAAUGCAUUCUUUGAGGUGGGUCGAUACAUGGGAGUUUUAAUGAUUACACAUGAAAUACUCAUGGAGAUAGUUUAUUCAACGAAUGUCUAAGUAUUUGUACAUAUCAAUAAAGUUUUAUACAUUUAUAAAUAAAGGCAUUUAACUAGCC